AGACAGUUGUUCCGUGGUAGAAGUAGGAGGAAAAGUAAAUAUUUAGAAAAAAGUGAAUGUAAAUUUUAAAGAAAUAUGGCAUUUUUAGAGUGGCGGAAAUUCCACUUCUUUAACCUGAAAGGAAAUGUUGAUGAAGGGAAAAUAAAGGAAUUGUUUAAGGAAUCUAAGAUCACAACAACUUCAAGUGGAAACAACCACCUAGUGUUUAGUGAUAAUCUUGGUCAAAUUUAUUUGAUAUCACGAUCGUGGCAAGUAAUAUACUUUAGAGGAUAUGAAAUAAAUGUAGAGUUAACUCAGCAAAUGAGAAAUUCACCUUUGUUAGUAACUAUCGGGCAAGAUGAACCAGGUGUGAAUCCUUUAAUAAAAGUUUGGGAUACUAGCAGAUUAGACAAAAAUGGAGUUCCAUACUGUUGCAGAAUUACCCGAGCACUUCCUGGAAAUAGACCUGUACAAAGUAGUGCUUUAUGUGUUCACGAAAACUUACAAAUGAUGGCAGUGGGAUUUGUAGAUGGUUCUCUACUUAUUUACAGAGGUGAUAUCACAAGAGAUAGGAGUUCUAAGCAAAAUCUUCUGAGGGCAGCAAAUGCGAUCAUUACAGGAUUGGCUUUUAAAACAACAGCAGCUAGUAUAUUUCUUUUUGUUGCAACAGAAACAUCUGUCCUUGUUUAUAAUGUUACACAAAAAGACAAAGAGCAAAAGUAUCAUUUGGAUAAUAUUGGUUGUACCAAAAAAUGUAGUGUACUGGCUGAUUCCAUGCAAGAGAAUCAUUUUAUGAUUGGUAGAGAUGAUGUAAUUUAUUGCUACACUUCUGAUGGUAGAGGUCCAUGUUACGCAGUAGAUGGCGAAAAAGUAAUGUUGGAAUGGUUCAGAAAUUACCUCAUUAUUAUAUCUAAAACAACUCGUUCUGCAAACUUAACAACCAUGCCUACAGAAACCCCAUCCAACAAUUCAGAAAGCAACCUCAUAACAGUUUUAGAUAUACAUAACAAGUUUAUUGUAUUUUCAACUACAAUGCCCAGAAUUAAAGCUGUUGUGAACGAAUGGGGUGCUUUUUAUAUAUUGGAUGAAAAUAACAAACUUUAUCAUUUGGAUGAAAAAGAUUUACAGUCCAAGCUGUCAUUACUAUUUAAGAAGAAUUUAUAUGAUAUUGCAAUUAGGAUUGCAAAGAGCCAACAAUAUGAUACCGAUGGUUUGGUUAACAUAUUCAAGCAAUAUGGGGACCAUUUGUGUGAAAAAAGUGAUUUUUCUGGCGCCAUUGAGCAAUACACAAAGACUAUUGGAAAGCUAGAACCGAGCUAUGUAAUCCGAAAAUUCUUAGAUUCCCAACAUAUAGAAAAGCUUACAAUGUAUUUGAACGCUUUACAUAAGCAAGGUCACGCAACAGAAGAUCAUACCACGCUGUUGUUAAAUUGUUACACCAAACUAAAUAACUCUGUCGGUCAGUCCGACAGUUUGAAAGAGUUUAUUUUGUCAAAAGAUGGAGAUUUUAAUUACGAUGUGGAUGUUGCCAUUAAAGUUUGCAGACAGGGCAGUCCAGCGGAAGCGCUAAUGCUGGCCAAGAAACACGAAAAACAUGAUUGGUACAUAAAACUUCAACUAGAAGACCACCAAAAAUAUACCGAAGUUAUUGAUUAUAUCUCCAGUUUAAAAUUUUGGGAAGCUGAGGAUUAUAUGCGAAAAUAUGGUCCAAUAUUGGUGGAACAUGCACCGCACGAAAGCACACAACUUCUGAAGAGGCUUUGUACUAAUUAUUAUAAACAAACAACGAACAACAUGCAGGACGCACUAGGAGAGAGCAGAGCAGAUCCAGAAGACUUUAUUCAUUUGUUUCUGAACCAUUCCGAACGACUAGUCGAAUUUUUAGAAUAUUUAAUUAAUGAAGACGUUCUCCUCAGCAUGCCAGUGUAUAAUACAUUACUCGAACAUUAUUUACACGUAUGGGCAAGUUUGGAAAAUAUUGCGGAUAAAAACAAAUUAUCUCAAAAGAUUUUAAAACUCAUGCAAAAUCCCGAUGUUAAAUAUGACAAAUCUCAAGCGUUAGUUGUUUGUCAUAUGCAUUCUUUUAGGGAAGGAAUUUUGUAUUUGUAUGAAGAACAGAAACUGUAUCAGCAAAUUUUAAGGUAUCACAUUAGCCAAAACGAUUCGAAUUCAGUAUUAGCCUGCUGCAGAAGAUUUGGACAUCAAGAACCCACAUUAUGGGUGCAAGCUCUCUGGUCCUGUGUUAGAGAAACCACAAAGCCUUCCUUGGACUUACUAACUGAGAUUUUAACUGUGAUAGCUAAAGAAAAAUUAUUCUCUCCGCAACUUGUAAUUGACGCUAUAGGAACCGGAAAUGCAGAAAUAACCUUAGGUCACAUUAGAUCUUAUAUUACCAAUGAACUUCAACAAGAACAGAAAAAAACCAAAGAAAUUGCUGAUCUUACUUCGAAUUAUCGUAGGGAUACUCAUAAAUUGAAAGAACAUUUAGAAAAACUUAAGACCGGUGUUAUAGAGAUACGAGGCUCAAGGUGUGCGGCAUGUCAUCAUACUUUAGAAUUACCAAAGAUUCACUUCCUCUGUGAGCAUAGCUUCCAUCAACACUGCUUUCAGAGUUUUUCGGACGACGAAAACGAGUGUCCCACUUGUCAACCUGAAAAUAAGAACCUCCUAGAAUUACUUAGAGCUAGAGAAUAUAAUAAAGAUUUACACGAGACGUUCCACUCGCAAUUAGAAAAAGCUCACGAUGGCUUCUCCGUUGUCGCAGAAUAUUUAAGUAGAGGAGUAUUCGACAGAUUCAAAAUAAUAACAGAUCAAAAUAUCCCGAAAACCUUAGAGAUACCUGAAAAAAACAACAACAUGAAACAGGAAGCCAAGAAAAUUGAAAGAGAGCUACUAAAUUACGGAACAGGUGCUGAAGCUCGUAUAAGACAAGCAGAAGUGAAGAGUAAACCAAGAGCUAUGCCGAUUUCUGAAGGAAGAAUGCGAUUACAAGAGCAUAGAUACAGUUCAUCUUUAGAAGCAAACAUGACAAAGUUUGUUCCGAAAAAGGUAGAACCAAAAGCAAUGUCGAAGAAUCCAUUUGAUGAUGAGGAUGAUGACUAUGAUGAAGAUAAAAAUCCAUUUAGAGAUGAAGAUGAAUCUGAUAAAAAUAAUCCCUUUCGGGAAUUUUAAUCCAAAUACAGUUUCAUAUUUACAUGUUUUCGUACGUACUGCUGCUAUUUUUAUUGAAAUUAAUAUAUUUUAUUUAUAAUGUAAUAUAAGCUUAUUAUUUAAAACUAAUAUAUACUAGCAUUAUUUGUA
Molecule: messenger RNA, 3279 nt
Organism: Diabrotica balteata
Lineage: Eukaryota; Metazoa; Arthropoda; Insecta; Coleoptera; Chrysomelidae
Source: the annotation of a GenBank genome assembly